AUGACAGAGUCGUUAUUUAUUAUAAUUUAUGAUCCAGCAUUAACGACGACAAAACCACCGCAGCGUCGAGAAUCUUUGCCUUGGUAUUUAUCAGGUGAAGAUUCCAUACCACCCGCAGAAUUUCUGCUGCCGCCUAGAGCCAAACCAUCAGAAGCUCAGACGCAGAGAAAUGUCCCCGGUACUAAAGGUUCGAGUAAUUGGCGUAAGAAUUCCCGGAGCGAUAUUGAACAGCGCUCUGAAAAGGACACCCACCACAUUCCGUAUAAUUAUUACAAUAAUUACAAUGACAAUCUUGGAUUUUACGAUCAAGUGCAGUCUAAACCACGUAAAGAAGCGAUUGUCGCUCGGAAAGAAGAGUCAAAGGUGGCAAAGUACGACCGAGCAACAGGAGUAGAGUGUCCUUACCCGGAAGCAACUGGUCAGUUUAUUUACCCAAUUGACUGUAAUUUCUUUGUAAACUGCUGGAAAGGACGUGCUUUUAUCCAGCCAUGUGCACCUGGAACUAGAUUCAAUCCCGAAACUCUUGAGUGCGAUUUCCCUCACAAAGUUAAGUGCUACGGCGGAGAGUUGGCUGACUUUGUAGGAUCGGAUUACUCACAGCCGGAAAUUUCUGGACAACGAGAGCCUUUGUCGAUUAAAUAUUCUCCAUUAGUUACUGCUGAGGUUAAUAAUUACCAACCAACAUGUCUGGAGCAGCUGACUGGGUUCCUACCGCAUCCAGAAGACUGCAAAAAGUACCUCCAGUGCGUGAAUGGUCAAGCGAUUAUCAGAGACUGCGGCCCGGGGACAGUAUUCAACCCUAUAAUAAGCGUCUGCGAUUGGCCUAAGAAUGUUCGAGGCUGCGAAAAUGCGAUCGAAGAACCUGAAGACACUCUACCUCUUUAUCUUACUCCUCCGCGAUCUGCGCCAAUAAUAUCGCCGACCAGAGAUAGUUUCUCAAGUUAUGUAAUCCCGAAUUCUCAGAAUAGUUGGAGACCAAUUCCUCGACAACAAGUGAUUCAACCGAUCGCUUGCCCAAGGGACUUUUCAGGAAUCACCAAGCACCCUACGGAUUGCGCUAAAUUUUUACAAUGCGAUCAUGGUGCGACUUUUAUAAUGGACUGCGGACCGGGGACUGUUUUUAAUCCCAGUAUUAGUGUCUGCGACUGGCCAUAUAAUGUUCCCGGUUGCAGUCAAGCUGGUCAUAAUAAUAAUGAUGAUGAUAAUAAUAGUCCGGUAGAACGUGAAGGAAGGACACACGAUUUGAAUUCUUGGAAUCAACAAGGAAAUUCUAACAGUGGGUUCAAUUCAAAUCAUCCUGGUUAUAGUCCAAGCCAAGGUAGACCUUGCUCAUACCCUGGCUGUUCGAAUGUAGGUCAGGGACAAGGACAAGGGCAAGGGUUAGGGUUAGGAUAUAGUCCAGGACAAGGACAAGGUCAAGGAAGGUUCCCUCCAAGAUAUCCAAAUCGGCAAAACCGGCCACCAAUUGUUGACAAUCGUUCUUCUAGACCAAAUUCUUACAACCCGCAACAAAAUCCUCACCAAAAUUAUCCUCACUACAGCACCAAUGAUAAUAUCAGGACCAAUAAUGAUAAUUUGAGAGAGUUUCCAGCGUUUCCGGGUAACAUUUAUGUAGAAGCGCCUAGAACGAACAAUCAAUGGAAACCAAUCAUGAGUAAUAAUAAUAAUAAUAAUCAGUGGAAUCAGCCUACUUGGAGACCGGCUUCCGUUGAUUCAACUCAGAAGCCUGCGGUAUAUAAUGGCCAUGGGUAUGGAUAUAAUCCUUCUGGGGGAUUUACUCCGGGAAGGUGGUCUGAUCACGAUCAAGGCUUGUCGCCUCAUUCGAUCAAUCAAGGUAACGUAAGCCCGGAUAAAAGUAAAAUUAAAAAAGUAAAUCCUUCUGGGUACGUCGGUUCGAAUUAUUACAACAUUACAAAUAUUAAUGGAUCAAAAUGGAAGCCUCUUAAUACUUCAUAUUCAGACACUCAUCCUGAUUUGACGAGCCAGUUGAAUCCACAAAAGCAUUACCAACCAUGGAAGUCCAUUAGCCACUAUAAUAAGACGCAAUAUACCAUGAACAACCACUUUAAUCAGUCUCAUAUUGGAUGGGAACCUGAGAACAAAACAAACAAUCAUUUAUACAACCAUAACACACGUACUUAUACAACUUCGGAGGAGCCGAUUCGCCGUAAUGAAGCCAACAAUGUUGGUAAUUAUAAUGCUCACAAUGGAAAGCCUAUUUCUAGUACUGCUAGUACACCAGAUGCUUUCGGUUCGUCUUAUUCACCCUCUGAAACUCCGUCGAACCGGAGAGAAAAAAUUCUGCCCGACGGAGUAAUGGUGCCUUGGGAAAAACCUGAUACAAAUGCGCCAGAGGUAUCGAUUGACGAGGACAUUAAUUAUGGGUACGAUGACGUGCUUGGAAACGAAAAUAAAAUAACUCCGGUGUCCGUUGGACCUAAUAUUGAUAAAUAUGACGUCGAUGUGCUGGAUGUUGAUACAUGGAAGCCGAAAAUAACUAACAAAACUUCCGGCAAAAGUAAUAAUGACGACAACAGCAGUAUUAUGAAGAUUGAUAACAAAGUCGUGGACCUGGAGAUUUUUAACGUCGAAUCGGCCCCUUGGCAGCUCAUCGAGACCGCUUUCCCGGUUUACUAUGUUCCGCCGCUUAUUUCUCUCGGUCAUACGAACGACAAAUUAAUUACUCCUUUAUCCGGUCAGAUUGUGAGACUGAGAGGGGGUUCUAGCAACAUAAAUGGAUAUGUUGAAGUACAAGGUAUCGAACCGGGUUGGGGAGUUGUUUGCGAUACUAAGCAUGGAUGGACUUUAAAGGAAGCUAAUUUAGUUUGUCGUCAGCUUGGAUUUACAAGCAUCCCCGACUGGAUUGCUGCGACAAGUGUCCAGUGUUUUGGGAACGAAACUAAUUUCCAGUCGUGUAAAUUUACCCACGGAAGUGAAUGUAAUAUCCAGAGGGACGCUGUAGCAGUCAGUUGUCUGCCUAAUCGAGUUGCUCAUUGUCGCGGUGAUGAGACACCUCACGAUGGUAACUGCUAUCAUCUCGCCGACUCAAGCUCGGGAUUAAAUCAUGCUGAGGCUUUGAAAUACUGCUCCUCAAAGAAUUCGAGACUUGUUGACAUCACCACCCAAGGGGAGAAUAAUUUCCUAUCUGAAUGGCUGAUACAGAGCCACCCGGAAAUCGAGUCAAUCAUGACCUCGGGAAUUGGGUUUACUACUUUUAAUAGAACCAUUUGGCUGUGGGAAGAUUCCGCUAAGGCUAAAUUCAACGUUAGAGCAAGUGCUUCCUAA
Messenger RNA from Cotesia congregata, 3285 nucleotides. Lineage: Eukaryota; Metazoa; Arthropoda; Insecta; Hymenoptera; Braconidae. The record is from the annotation of a GenBank genome assembly.